Molecule: messenger RNA, 6361 nt
Organism: Syngnathoides biaculeatus (alligator pipefish)
Lineage: Eukaryota; Metazoa; Chordata; Actinopteri; Syngnathiformes; Syngnathidae
Exons: 10
Coding region: 3756-5441 (561 amino acids)
Biological process (GO): immunoglobulin mediated immune response; cytokine-mediated signaling pathway
Cellular component (GO): external side of plasma membrane; membrane
Molecular function (GO): cytokine receptor activity; protein binding
Source: RefSeq, a predicted model, not a curated record
UUUUCAGGUUACCAACAACAACAACAAAAAAGAACUCUCUAACUACUGUGAAACAAGCAGCAGGCCGUUAUGUUCUCAGUCUGGCAUAUGUUGUUUUAAAUCUGUGUUGCAUGCAAAGAAAUCUCAAAACUUAUCAAGGCAUCCCGGCGUGAAAUGUGCUAGCCAGUGUCAGGAAGUGUGGUCGCACUUGCAGGCAAUGAGGGGGCUUCCAAUGCUUUGAAGACCCGAACACAAAGCGAAUCCAACAAAAAGAACAAAACAUUGGACUCUCGGGAAAAGUCCUGAUAUUAAUCGCAUUGAACAUGUGAGGAAAAAAUGCUGAAAUGAGCUUGAGCGUUUGUCUUAAACCGCAGCGAGAAUGGACAGGGAGCUGGUUGGAGUUGCUUCAGAACUGAAUGAUGAUGUGCUAAUAAUAUGGCUGACGAAGUUCUGGAGAAAUUAUGCUUUGUUGUCAAUUUUUUUUUUAUGUGAACUACUGAAGUAUACAAGUUUCUAUCUCUUUCUAAGAACAACUUUUUUGACCUUUUUAGGAUUUAAUCUUUUUGUUGAUCGGUCUGUCCAUCUGUCUUUCAGUUGACUGAUAUGUGUAUCUAUCAUUCUGUCGAUUUGAUCAAUUGAACGUUCUGUCAAUCUGUGUGUGUGUCUGUCUGCUGAAGUGUGCAACGGUUGUGGGUUUGACGUUAAAGUUUCCUCUGCACGAUGGUUUCAAAUGUAGCAAUGGUGGGGCGGCUUUGAUGUGUGACAGGGGCGUUGCUAGUUUGGAAGUUUGGGCACCCCUCCCCCCCCAAAAAAAAAAAAGUUUGUCAAAAAACAGAGUAUUUUUUUUAACUUUUUUUUUUUGGUGGGGGGGGGGCUGAAGAUCGGUUUUAGAGAUGGUGUGACAAGAAAACUUCACCAUAAACACAUAUAACCCAAAUAAUUUGUGACAUCAUUUUCUUUGAGAGGCCUGUAGCCCCCCUCAAGUAGCCCGAGCGGCACCCCUGAUUUGCGUCAAGGUUGAGGGUUUGAUUAUGAUUUAUGUUCAUAUUCUUGGGGCUGUCAGGGCUUUGAAGUAUGAUGCGUUGACAUUUUCACCCGCAUCAAGAUCUUUGCUUGACAAUGUUUUAACAGUAUUAGCAACGCCCGGGGCUUUGAUUCUAAAGGUUCCUUUGUAUGAUGUUUGAACACUUUUAGGGUGGACUCUUUGACAGAGAUUAUAGUUUGAUGAAAUAUCAAAGUGCAAUUCCCCAGAUGAGAUGAUUUUCGUGUUAUUUUAAGGGGAGUUCAGACACAGUCUAACCUUAAGCUUUUAUUUUGGUACUUCCACCUGUCGGCAGUUUGGAUUUGCGUUUUUUUUUUUCCGCCCAAAUAACAUUUCUCUAACAUUUCCAUUUAGAUGUAUAUAGAUGUAAUAUUUAGAUAUAGAUUAAAUAAUUGUAUGGACAGUAUAGUUAACAUUCGACUAUGUAUGAAACAUUUACAUUCAACACUUUGAUAUACUUUUAACAUUUAGAUGUAUAUAGUUAACAUUGGCGGCACGGUGGCUCAGCUGGUAAUGCACAGUUUUGAGGCCCCAGGUUCAAUCCCGGCCCCGCCUGUGUGGAGUUUGCAUGUUCUUCCCGUGCCUGCGUUGGUGUCCUCCGGGCACUCUGGUUUCUUCCCACAUUCCAAAAACAUGCAACAUUAAUUGGACACUCUAAAUUGCUCCUAGGUGUGAUCGUGAGUGCGGCUAUUUGUCUCCUGCGAUUGGGUGGCGACCAGUUCAGGGUGUACCCUGCCUGCUUCCUGUUGACAGCUGGGAUGGGCUCCAGCACUCCCCACCACCCUUGUGAGGAUAAGCGGCAAAGAAAAUGGAUGGAUGGCUAGUUAACAUGUAACGUUUAGAAAUGUACUUAACAUUUAGAUGUACAUAUAUUGCAUAUUUAGAUUUAGCCUUUAACAUUGAGCUAAAAAAUGCAAGAUUUACAUGACAUUUUAUAUUUAAAUUUAGGAUUUCUCAUUACAUAUAUAUUUAGAAUUUCUCAUUUAGAUGUAUAUUUCACAUUUAGAUUUUACAUUUACCAUUUGGGUUUUAACAUUUAUUUAUAGGUAGAAAUGUAACAUUUUGAUUUAAUAUUAUUUAUAUUUUCCAUUUAACAUUUAGAUUGAAGAUGUAUAUUCGUUUAUAAAUAAUUGACAUUCAAAUUUACUAUUCAUAUUUAAAUCUACGUUUAAAUGUAAGAAUUAGGGGCAACAUUUAACAUUUGAAUUUGACUAUAGACAAAUCUAGUUCUGUGUCAACAAGUGACUCUCGAACAUUCACACCAGUUUUUAAAAAAUGUUUAGAAACAUGCCAAAAUGUUGCUUUUCUCAGAGUGUGCCAGCUUCAAAAUGGCACUCCACAUUUGACAUGUAAUUUUUUAUCAGUUUUAGCAAUGUUGAGGGAUUUGAUUUCCACGUUUCUGCUGUACAAAGUUUUACUAUUUUCCGCAAUUACAUCCUUCAACAUACAGGUGUGAAACUCGAGGCCCGCGGGCCAGAUCCGCCCCGCCACAUGAUUUUGUGUGGGCCGCGAAAGCAAAUCAUGUUUGUCAACUUCCAUGAUUCUUGUUCAAAUCUGUACAAAAAUUUCAAAUUGUCAUAUCAUAAACGAUAACACUGAGAUAUUGCAUUUUUGUAUUACCAAACAUGAACAAUAGUUGAAAAACCCAUUACCCUUGAUUGUUAGUUUCAAAAGUAGUUACAUCAAUUUUAUGUGCAAAUAUUAAAGAUUUUGGUGGUUUCAGUCAUAACGACCCUCUGAGGCCUCCGACAAAAAUGAGUUGCAUAAAAUAGAACAAAAAACCUGAAAAAAAGAGACCGUUUUGGCUUAUCUUUUUGUGCCAUUUGGGCUUUCCCUUCACUCAUCCUUUCCUCACCUGCAUGAGAUGGAAUGAGUUUUGCGCGCACAACGCACCCACUUCCUGUCCCCAUUGUACACUUACGCAAAAGUGGACGCAACAUCUAAAAAGCAACCGAAAGACGAGGUCGAGUGGAAACACUGUGUGGCAAACUACAGGAUAGUACUAAUAUUUAUAUUUGAGCAUGAGUGCUGAUUUGAGUUGUAUUUAGUGAGCUUUUCCUAUCAGAGACAGUUUGAACUCACGUCUGUCUGUCUGCAUACAGCUGUGAAAUUGAUCUGUCCCUGAAGGCAACGACACCUGAUGAGCUGGCGGGCUUGGGGGAUCUCCCUCAGUUGAUUUGUCGAAGCUAAAAACGGGAUACAGGUGUGCAUAUUUUUUAAACGGUCCCUGAAAGCAACCGUGGUGGCCUGAUGAGAACUGAACGUUUGAAAUCGAGAUGGAGCGAGACCAGGCGGAGGAAGCGAGAGAGCGCGGAAGUGACGAGGGGGAAGUGGCUGUCUUAAAUUGGCAAUCAAACGGGGAAAUUAUUCAAACGAGUCAUGCCACACACACACGCAAAUCACGCUCAGGCACGUGCUCCUCGCCACUUUUCAAAAGGGGGAUCAAGAUAGAUAAGACAGACGGACAUAAAUAAAUAACAGGCUGCUAAACACAACGGCGAGUGGAGCAGAUGUUCACAAAGUUAACCCGUUUUGUGACAAUUCUUUUAAGCGUAUAAGAGCAAGUGAGUGAGCAAGGCUUGAGGCUUUGUUCAAAAGCACAAGAAAAAUCACAAAUGGAACAUACUACCCUUUUUUUUUUUAAAACCUAAACCACAAAAACAGAAUCAGAAGGAGGAAGAAGCAGUGAGUUCCACAUCCUGCAUCCGAACUGCAUCCGAACCACAAAGCAACCAUGAGGAUCAUUUUUUUUGUUGUUCUUCUUCAUUUGAUGCGUUGGCUAGGGGCCGCCAUAACGUGUAACGAAAGCCAGCAUGCCAGCCUUAACUGCUUCAACGACUACGAUCAAACCAUCACUUGCAUUUGGAACAACUCGGACGCGCGCACGGCCGACGGCAGGGCACCAUGCAGCUUACACGCGGAAAGGCAGGGCGGACAUUACAAGUCUCAGUGCCUCCUUCGGCCAGUGGACGCGUCGACACCUUCCUCGCUGCAGAUAUGCUCGCUGGUCUUUGGCAGGCGAAGCAGGUUUCAGCAACGCCACAGGCUGAGAAUCUGGUUCAACUGCUCCAACGUGAUGAUGUCCUACAGACCGGCCUGUCACGUAAAAUUACCUCCGCCGGAAAAGCCUCAAAUCAACCAGACCACAAUUUCCUGGGUGGCUCCCAAGCGAGAGUGGAACCCGCGGUUCAGCUUUCAGCUGGAGUGGAAGAUGGCCGAUGAGCCCUGGAAUGGGGCGACAGUGCACAGAGAGGAUAAAGAUUGCAAUCGGUUGUGCAGAUCCGAGCUAAGUGUGGACCAGUUGGUGCGAGGUACGGAGUACGAGGUUCGUGUUCGGGUAAAAUCUUCGGAUAAAGAACUAAAGUCGGUCUGGAGCGACUGGAGCGCCUCCGCACGGUGGACGUCGGAUAUCGGGAUGGAAGCUGACUCCUUGUGGCUGGUUUUGGUGGUGACAGUCUCAGGAAUAGCCUUUGCCAUCUGUUUAGCUUUUCUCAUCUAUAAGACAGACAAGACCCACUGGGUUUACGCCUUUAAGAAAAUUCGAGGUCCACGACUACCAGACCCACGAAAAUCCUCCCUGCAGAACAAGUGGGCAAGUCCUCCUUUCAACAGCGAAUCCUUCCAGUCCUUCCUCUGUCCAGUGGACAUCCUCCCAGUGAACUCCGUUGGCUGUAGUGACCCUGAAGAACUUUGCUACCCUGGAGGACUUGGGUAUCUUGGAGCUCUGGUAGAGAAGAUGAUGAUGGUGAAGACCACCAGAGUCAGCUUCUUACACCCCAAGAACUCUCAGCUAUGGCCUUCUGCUCCUCCUGUGGCCUCCCUCACAUUGGGAGACCUGCAGCCAUGUGACCCUGAUUCACCCUAUGGCCAUGUGGGACCUCUCAUGGACCAGGAUGGGGAAAUGAAGGAUACUCGGCACUGCUUCCUGGAGGUUGUCAACAAGCUCUCAAAGUCCAGCAGUGAGGUGAUGCCAGUUAUUUCAGACUAUGAGAAGAUUGAGAAGCAUCAGCGUGAGCAUGAGGUAGAAGAAUCAGAAGGUAAACAUGGAGGAAAUGAAAAAUCUCCAUUUGAAGAAAUUUUCAUCAAAAGCUCCAUUCAGUUGAGUUUGGACAAUGAAUCCAUCCAGAUGUUACACCAGGACGAAGCCCCCGAGCUCCCCAGCGUCGAUUCGGGCAUCGGGAGUGUGGGGGAGGGACACGGAGGCCUUGAGGUGAGGUUGGAUGAUGGAGAAGAGAAGGGCUCACGGUUCUUCCACUGUUGUCCGGAUCCUGGUCCUGGUUCUCCUUUGAGCUGCCACCGUCCAACUCUGGUGAAUCUGCAUGCUCUCAUGCUGGACGCCACAAACUUGACAUGUGGAUCAGUACAGCCUUCCAGUGGUGGUUAUAUGCCGGUCUGUCCCCAAGAAGACAUCAAAAAUUGAAUACAGAGGGCCCCCCCCCCCCACCACCACCACCCUCACCCCCACUGAGUUGGCGUACCUCGACUACCUCCCCCACACAUCAUAAAUAAAAGCCCCAAAAGCAGUUAAAACGAAUUCGCAUUCCACCUGUUACCCACAGACAACCUAAACAAGUCUGGAAGAAAGGUAUCUUUAGUUAAUUUUUUUCCUUAUUUUAUAUAUUUAUUAAUUUUCUAACAUAGUUUUAAGCACUCGUGUCCAAUCGUCUUAGGCCACACACUUGGUUGAACAUCCCUACUCAGUUUGCACACCGUCUCUCCUCCCGCACACUAAACAAAAAACCUUUGGGAGUAAAAAAAAAAAAAAAAGUUAGUGCACCCACUCUACCCCAGACACACCCUUGAUAAAAAGUCCCAAAAAGCAAUUUGAGUUUCACAUGAUUUUAUAUCCUCAUCGAAGUCUUUCUUGAACUUUUUAAUCCUCUUACAGUGACUUCAUUAUCCUGACUCAGCUGGUGCACCCCUCUACUCUGAUAGCACCUCUAAUAAGUCAGACAAAAAACGUAUCUGAUGGAAAUUAAUAUGGACUGUUGACGUAUCACGUUUCGAAGCUGAGCGCUCCCUUCAACAUCCGCCACAGAACUGGCGCACCCCCGCUGUCCCGCACGCAUCCUGAAAAAAAGUUGUCAGGGUUUUUUUUCCAGUCUGUUUACCCCCCUUCAAAGUAAGAGGUACUUUUACGGAAUUUUAAUUGGUGGAAAAAUAUGUACAGUGAAGUCAUUCUCAAGCUGUCUUAACCAUGCACCCCCCACCUUUAACAAAAGUAAUUAAAUCACAAAGGGACAUUUUGAAGGGAAAUGCUUCUGUUUUAUCCUGAAUAUGUGCUAGGAGAGAGGAUGACUGGAGUGAAGUGACAAUGAAGCAUUAAAGUGUUAACUCCUG